UUUAUUGCGAGUGAAAAAGUGAAAAUAAUGAAAAUGUUGCGCGACGAUAUUGUUAAAUUUUUUAUCGUGGCGUGUAAUUUUAAUAAUAAAAUAGUGAAGGGUCACUAUUUUAAGAAGAUAGCGCGUGACAAUGACGCGUCGAACUACGCAUUGUUCGACAAGUUCGCUAAGGAGUGCUCCAGCACAUUGCUAUGUGUUAUGCACAGGCUGGGGCACUGUAAUGGCAACGUGACGUUGGAAAAUAUAAUUCGACGUCACGUUGAAACGCGACAACAGAAUAAAGCGUUUUUUGAAAAUGAUGCGGGGGGUCAUAUAGCUGACUUCUUGCGUCAAAGAGAAGUUGUAAGACACGUAGCCAGGGUUGAGCCGCUACCGCCUCGUCGUGCGGCGCCUCUUGAGCGAAACUACGGGGCGAGACGACGACGCGCAGAAGAGGAGCUUCAAGGUGCCGUAGCAGCCCGAAGACCACGAAUUGAAAUCGCGGACUUAGUUGCGGAGCCACCAUCACCUCGAUACACCCCCGUCGGUGAAUCAUCAGAUGACGACGAGGAUACUCGAGAUAAUUUUGACAGAGUUCCAUCCUCAGCCGAUGAGGCUAUAUUUACUCCAGUGCAAGCAAACGAGACGGAGGAUGAAGAAGAAAGAGAGGAAAGAGCGACGCAGGAGGAGGAAGAGGAGGAAACCGAAGAAGAAGCAUUAAGAGAAGAUCAGGAGGGGGAUACAGACGAAGAUGAGGAAGAGAAGGAAGAGGAGACAGAAGAUCAAGAAGAAGAGGAAAAUGAAAUAGAAGAAGAAGAAGAAGAAGAGCAGGAAGCGAUGGAAGAUGAGGAAGAAGGAGAUGAAGAGGAAUCGGAUGAAGGCGGUGAAGUGGAGGAUAAUGAAGAGGGGGCGGAAAUAGAAAAUGACGCCGAGGAAAGAGAAGUCAGAGUUGCUUCGCCAGAGUAUGAUGUUCAAACUGGCGCUGGACUUGCUGAAGCUGUAAUUGGAAGAAACGCUAGUGGGGAAGAAUUUCUCCACAAUACUGCGGAGAAUGUAGCCGACCAAAGACCUCAACAGCAGCAACAGCGGUCGCAGCAACCACAGUCGCAACAUUCUCAGCAACAGGAGCAAGACCCACAAUCGCAGCAGCAGCAGUCGCAGCAACAACAACAUGGGGUUGGUGAUAGAUUUAAUUAUAUAGAGCUGCAGACGGAAAACGCGCGUAGAUUUAGGAAUUUUGCUAUACUCGGGAGAGAGGCGAGUUUCGCGAUACGUCCAGUGCCACAUGGUGCCGAUACCGUGCGUUGGCUAGAAAACGCGUUCCGCGAAAUCCAUGCGUACGCGAUAAGCUCAAGUGAACCGACGGAUUACGUAGGACUAUCUUUCAAUUCCGAAAGUUUGACGCUCGGAUCGGCGGGAUUGUCGUUUCGCCCGCCACGCGACUUGAUUUACACGGACAUAUGGGAACUCGUAAGUUCAGUAGCGCAAAGCAACGGCGGAAUUGAAGUCACGGAAACUUUUAACAUCAGGGUUUUCAAUGUCGCAGUACCGGUGGGGCGUGGAAGGGUAUCGAAUCCAUUGACGCGUGAGGAUGUCGUCAAACGAUCGAUAUUGGAAAUAGUAAAUGACGAUAAUUUAUGCUUUCCUCGUUCACUUGUAGCCGCGCGAAUCCACUGCGAACGUGGAAAUCUUCGGACGGGGCCGCGUCACGAAAUGUGGGAAGCCGUAAGAUUCCGACGUUCCUCGCUACAACGCGAUUUAGCGUUAAAAUUAACGAUGAACGCCGGUAUCGUGAUACCGGAGGAGGGAUGUGGGAUUUACGAAAUCCAGCAAUUCCAACAGUAUCUCGCCGCUGAAAAUCUGGCAAUAAUGGUUUACGGUUUUAAAGAUUUCGGACGCGGGGGGAACCUAAUCUACGAUGGGCGUACGAUACUCGCCUCACUAGAACGCGAACCGAAUCAUUGUUUAAAUAUUAUGUAUUAUGAGGGUAGACGCCAUUAUAAUACCAUUUUAAAUUUAAAAGCCGCUGCGGGUUCGCAAGGUGGAUAUUGCGUAGCGUGUAACGUUGGUUAUCGCCCCAUCAGAGGGCAUCGUUGCUCUAAAAGAUGCCCACGCUGCUACGCUAUACCCUCGUGUGAACAUCACGACGCGGAGAAAGUCAGGUGCGAUACGUGUAAUCGUACGUUCUUCGGAAAUUCAUGUUUCGAGCGUCAUCGUACCGAAAAAUCUUAUGAAGGAAAAUCAACUGUUUGCCAUUCGGUUAAAAUUUGUAACAAUUGUGGGCGAUUUAUAAAAUCAAGCUCGCGGCACGAAUGUAAUAGCGCCUAUUGUAAGAUAUGUCGUUCUCAGCAACCCGUGAAUCAUUUGUGUUUUAUGCAACCUCUUCGACGCAGAGUCGAAGCUGAAGACCCUGGAGAGGGUACGAGUGCUGCGGCGAUACGUGAAGAGGCGCAAAGAAACGCUAAUGACCUCGAGGGUGAGAACGACAAUGAAGUUAAGGGAGCUGUCGCAUUCGUGUUUUACGAUUUUGAAACGCGGCAGGACGAGACGUACGAAGGAACCGAGAACGUAAAGUUACACGUUCCGACUCUCUGCGUAGCACAGCAAAUUUGCGUUGCUUGCGUGGCUAUAGACGACAUGACGGUGCGAUGUCGCUGGUGCGGAACGCGCGAAUUUGUAUUUAAUAUCGACCCGGUAAAGCAGUUUAUAGAGUUCGUGACACGGCCAACAAAAUAUUUUAAAAGUAUUAUUUGUAUCGCUCACAACGCAAAGGCGUUCGACGCGCAAUUUAUUUUAAAAUAUCUAGUCGAAAAAUCGUUAAUAACGGAAAAGCCACGGAUAAUUCUGAACGGGACGAAGAUUAUCGUGAUGACGAUCGGUCAUACAAAAUUCAUCGACAGCGUUAAUUAUAUGCCGAUGCGAUUAUCUGAUCUACCUAAAGCUUUCGGGCUAAGGGAUACGGCAGAUAAAGGCAUUUUUCCGCAUUUAUUUAACACUGUGGAGAAUCAAUCGUAUGUCGGUCCAUUACCCGAGGCUUGAUUUUAUUCUCCCGAU
Molecule: messenger RNA, 3033 nt
Organism: Solenopsis invicta (red fire ant)
Lineage: Eukaryota; Metazoa; Arthropoda; Insecta; Hymenoptera; Formicidae
Exons: 6
Coding region: 28-3018 (996 amino acids)
Biological process (GO): DNA replication
Molecular function (GO): DNA-directed DNA polymerase activity; DNA binding; nucleotide binding
Source: RefSeq, a predicted model, not a curated record